UGCCUCAACACAACGUAUCAUUAUAACAACUCUCACAUCACUGUGUUUUCAACUUCAAUCACACUUCUUUGAGUUUGUAUUAUUAUUAUUAUAUUCAAAAGUUUCAUAGAUAGAUAGGUAUAGCAACAAGAUGGGUUGGACAGGAGAAGAGAAUAGACGUUUUGAGGAUGCACUUGCUGUAUUUGGUCCAGAAGAUCCAAACCGGUGGCAACGUGUGGCUAACGCUGUUGGUGGAAAGUCAAUACAAGAAGUUCAAAUGCAUUACGAAAUCCUCAAAGAAGAUCUCAUUCGAAUUGAACGUGAUCAAGUUCCACUACCCUCUUACAGAGGAGGAGGUUCUUCUGGUGUCAAUAUCAACAAUACCAGAAGACAACUAAUUGCUGAUGAACAAAGGAGAAUGAGGAAUCUUAAUAUCCGUUGAAGCAAAGACAAAAACUGUUAGAGCUCUGGAGCAACCUGUUUUUUAAUUAAUUUAUAUUAAUGUGUUGUCUAUUUCUAAUUUGAGUAAUUCCUAAAUGUAGUUUGUAACAAAUGUUGUAUUAUGUGAUUUAAUUAAUGUAAGACUAUAUUAGAAAUUCUGUCUAGUUGAUUUAUUU
Molecule: messenger RNA, 596 nt
Organism: Vicia villosa (hairy vetch)
Lineage: Eukaryota; Viridiplantae; Streptophyta; Magnoliopsida; Fabales; Fabaceae
Product: protein RADIALIS-like 4
Exons: 2
Coding region: 131-421 (96 amino acids)
Molecular function (GO): DNA-binding transcription factor activity
Source: RefSeq, a predicted model, not a curated record